CCUCCUUUGGGAAUGAGGAAGUGAAGGCUGAGGCACAGACGGCACCUAUUUUCCUCGUAACACUUGAACAGGAGAAAAUGGCAUCAAAGUUCGAAGAGGAUCUUACCUGUCCUGUGUGCUGUGACAUCUACAAGGAUCCUGUCAUACUGACGUGUGCUCACAGUGUGUGUAAGGCCUGUCUGCAGCAGUUCUGGGAGACGAAGGGAUCCAGAGAAUGUCCCUACUGCAGGAGGAAAUGCUCAAAAGAUUUUUUUCCACCCAACAUGGCGUUAAGGAACCUGUGUGAGACCUUCCUACAGGAGAGGAGUCAGAGAGCUUCAGCAGGGUCUGAGGUGCUCUGCAGUCUGCACAGUGAGAAACUCAAGCUCUUCUGUCUAGAUGAUAAAGAAACUGUGUGCUGGGUUUGUCGAGACUCAGUGAAACACAAAAAUCACAACAUUAGACCCAUAGAUGAAGCAGCACCUGAACGCAGGGAUGAGAUCAAGAUCAAGAUCAAGCCCUUAAAGGAGAAGCUGAAGACAUUUGAAGAAGUUAAACUCCUCUGUGAUAAAACAACAGCUCACAUUAAGACUCAAGUUCAUAACACAGAGAAGCAGAUCAAGGAGGAGUUUGAGAAGCUUCAUCAGUUUCUACGAGAUGAAGAGGUAGCCAGGAUAUCUGCACUGAGGGAGGAAGAGGAGCAGAAGAGUCAGAUGAUGAAGGAGAAGAUUGAGAAGAUGAGCAGAGAGAUCUCAUCUCUUUCAGAAUCAAGCAAAGUCAUAGAGGACGAGAUGGAAGCUGAUGAUGUCACAUUCCUGCAGAACUACAAGAGCACAGUGAAAAGAGCCCAGUGCACACUGCAGGAUCCAGAGAAGCUUUCAGGAGCUCUGAUCAAUGUGGCAAAGCACCUGGGCAACUUGAAGUUCAGAGUCUGGGAGAAAAUGCAGGAGAUUGUUCAAUUCACUCCUGUUACUCUGGACCCCAACACUGCAUACCCACUACUGAUCCUGUCUGAGGAUCUGACCAGUGUGAGGCGUGGUGGUGAGAGACAGCAGCUGCCUGAUAAUCCAGAGAGAUUUGAUAGGUAUUGCUGUGUACUGGGCUCUGAGGGCUUUAACUCAGGGGCACACUGCUGGGAUGUGGAGGUUGGGGACAACACAUGGUGGGAUGUGGGUGUGAUGGCAGAGUCUCUCCAGAGGAAGGGAGACUUCACAUCCUUGAGUGGGCGGUGGUAUGUGUAUUAUUAUGAUGGUAAAUAUGGAGAGUAUGCCCCACCACAGCCCUCCACUCUUCUCACAGUGAAGCAGAAACUCCAGAGGAUCAGAGUGCAGCUGGACUGGGACAGAGGAAAGCUGUCAUUCUCUGAUCCUGAUAAUAACACACAUUUACACACCUUCACACACACUUUCACUGAGAGAUUGUUUCCAUAUUUUUAUACUAUUUCUAAAGUAUUUCCUCUGAGGAUGCUACCAGUGAAGACCUCGUCAUCAGGUAAACUUAGCGUCAACAUUUGAAACAAAAGUGUGUGAGCACGUUCAUGUUAGGGUUUGUAUGAGGAUAUGUGUGCAUCUACAUGCAUGCACGUUCACUAUUUGUUGAUGUAAGACUUGUGCUGAUAUUGUCAUGCUGUGUCAUGUUAUAGGCCUUUAUAAUUGUUGUACACAAUGGCAUAAUGAUCUGGGCCACCAAUACAGGCUCAGACAUUAGUGAAAGCUUACAGGCCAAGUUGACAAUUUUUUAUGACAAGAAUGUAUUUGAUUCUGAAAAACAUUUUUUUUUGUUAAAAUUACACUUUGUCUUUAAUUUCUGAUUGCAUCUUUCAUUGA
Messenger RNA from Engraulis encrasicolus (European anchovy), 1805 nucleotides. RefSeq names its product zinc-binding protein A33-like. The coding region runs from base 78 to 1493 and encodes 471 amino acids. The record is from RefSeq and is a predicted model, not a curated record. Gene Ontology annotation, molecular function: ubiquitin protein ligase activity; zinc ion binding; protein binding. Lineage: Eukaryota; Metazoa; Chordata; Actinopteri; Clupeiformes; Engraulidae. Gene Ontology annotation, cellular component: cytoplasm. Gene Ontology annotation, biological process: protein ubiquitination. The transcript is spliced from 8 exons.